This is a messenger RNA of Cryptomeria japonica (Japanese cedar), 549 nucleotides long. Its product is annotated as polygalacturonase-like. Gene Ontology annotation, molecular function: polygalacturonase activity. The record is from RefSeq and is a predicted model, not a curated record. The transcript is spliced from 2 exons. Bases 1 to 549 code for a protein of 182 amino acids. NCBI's taxonomy places the organism in Eukaryota, Viridiplantae, Streptophyta, Pinopsida, Cupressales, Cupressaceae. Gene Ontology annotation, biological process: carbohydrate metabolic process.
AUGACUUUCUUUUUUCCACAGGCCAUUCAAUUCAAUGACGUGAAAGGGAGUGCACUGAGUGGACUGAAGGUGACAAACAGUCCUCAAUUUCGUGUCACAUUGACAAACUGUGAUAGUGUCCAGAUCGUGGGUAUUACAAUUCAGGCACCAGAAAGCAGCCCAAACACUGAUGGAAUUGAUAUGUUCCAAUCCACAAACAUAGUCAUAAAAGAUUCCACUAUUGGAACAGCGAAGUUUAGGGUUUCGAGGGUCAUGCAAUCGAACAGGUCGUGGGGUGAUGAAGCAGUGGCAGAUCCACUUCCCCCAAAGGAUCCAUUUGGUAAGAAUGAUGGUCAUGUCCCUCAAUGGGUUUUUCGAGGUGGCAAACGGGUGGAUACUAUGAUUUCUGCUAAUCUUCCUCAUGCAGGUGCGACUGAUGGUUUUGGGGAUUUUUCAUGGGGUAAACAAUCUCAGCGAGAUUUUCCUUCCUCUGCUUAUUUUCAGAGGUUCUUUCGUCGGCAGGGGAAUCGGGGCCACAACUUGAGGCUAAAGGAUCAGGGUGGUCGGUGA